AGUUUGCUGCUUUUAGUUCUAUAUCCCAUGUGUAUAGAGACUGUGAGCUGAUUCAGUUCUUCUCUUUUUGAUCAAGCCAUCAUGUCAGUCUCAGGUGCAAGUUCUGCGAGUUGGGUUGCUUCUUCCUCCCAAAAGUCUGGCUACUCUCUAAGCCAUGGAGCAUCUGCUGGUGCUGGUCUUUCUGCUGGUUUGUCACGUUUGAGUGUAGGAGGAGGAGGUGGAUUUGGUUUGAGCAGUGGAGGGUUUGCUCUUGGUGCAGGAGCUGGUUUGGGUGCUGGACUUGGAGGAGCUAGUCUUAGCUUAGGUGGAGGUGGUGGUAGUUUUGGACUUAGUUUAGGUGGAGGCUUAGGUGGAGGCUUAGGCGGAGGCUUAGGCGGGGGCCUAGGUGGAGGCCUAGGGGGAGGCCUAGGUGGAGGCCUAGGGGGAGGCUUCGGAGGAGGCUAUGGUGGUGCUGGUCUAGGUGGAAGUGCAGCAUUUUCUUUGGGGCGCUCUUUAACUUCUGGUGGCCUAAGUUCAACUCUAAAUGUUGGGGCUCCAAGGGUUGUUCCCCAACUUCUUUCUAGAGCAAGUGAGAAGCAGACUCUAGCAGGCUUAAAUGAGCGUUUUUACUCAUACGUUGAGAAAGUGAAGCAGCUUCAGUUUGAGAAUCAAACUCUGCAAACACAACUGAAUCUGCUGACAGGGGGCACCUCAGUAACUUCCUCAGAUACCUCUGGACCUGUCAACUUUGAGCUGCAGAUUACAGACCUAAGAAAUACAGUUGAGACUCUAACAUUGGAAAAUGUUCGAUAUGAAAUUGAAUUGGACAACAUCAGGGGAGCAGCAGAAGAGCUCAAGACAAAGUUUGAAUUGGAACUGGGAGUAAAAUACCAACUGGAAACUGAUAUCGCAGCAAUGAAACGGGAUAUUGAAUCUGCCACUGAAUUGCGAACCACACUGGAACAAAGAUUUACAGCUGCACUUGACGACCUUGAAUUUGUGAAGAAGACACACGAAGAGGAACUCAGUGUACUACAGAGUAAGUUGGGAACUUCAGCUGACACAUCUGUGUCUCUCAUCGAAGUGGAUGCAGUUAGAUCAUUUGACCUCACCACUGCUUUGAGCAAAUUGAGAGCAGACUAUGAGAAAUCUGUCCAACAACACAAAGAAGACGCAGAGACAUAUUUCAGAACUAAGAUUGAAGAGAUAAACAGCGAAACAGCCAAGACAUCAGAGGUUGUUGCCGCAGUAAAAACAGAAAUCACAUCCACAAGAAAAGAACUUCAAACAUUGAACACAGAACUUCAGUCCGUUAUUUCAGUGAAUUAUACACUUGAAAGCAACCUUUCUGAAGUGGUGGCCAGGUCCAGUGUGGGCGUGGCGGAGUUCCAAGCACAAAUAACAAGCUAUGAAGCUGCCAUUGAAUCUGCAAAGGUUGAGCUCCACAAAAUUAUUAUAAACUACCAAGAACUUUUGGACAUAAAACAGGCCUUGGAUGUGGAAAUUUCUACCUACAAAAAACUUUUGGAGGGAGAAGAUCUUAAAUUCCCUGACGUGGGGGUGUUGACAGGAGGCACAUUCACUUAUUCUUCUGAUUCUGGAUUUCAGAAGAAAGAGACAAUUGAACUGCUUGGCUGAAUGGAAUCCCCCACUGACACUUUUGUCCGAAAACGCACUCUGAAUCCCAGAAAAUAUAACUCCCCUCCGUGUUUGCAUGUUUCCUAGUCUACUGGCAAUUAUUGCUUUUGCCUUUAUGGUGUAAAAUCUUUAUGCAUCAAUAAAAAAAAUUUGCAGCAUUA
Molecule: messenger RNA, 1778 nt
Organism: Pelobates fuscus (common spadefoot toad)
Lineage: Eukaryota; Metazoa; Chordata; Amphibia; Anura; Pelobatidae
Product: thread biopolymer filament subunit gamma-like
Exons: 9
Coding region: 82-1617 (511 amino acids)
Biological process (GO): intermediate filament organization; epithelial cell differentiation
Cellular component (GO): cytoskeleton
Molecular function (GO): structural molecule activity
Source: RefSeq, a predicted model, not a curated record